Molecule: messenger RNA, 535 nt
Organism: Effrenium voratum
Lineage: Eukaryota; Dinophyceae; Suessiales; Symbiodiniaceae
Source: the annotation of a GenBank genome assembly
UCCCUUUCCUCUGAGUCUCGGAGCAAUUUUUCGAUUCAUGGCGAGCAUGGCACUGCGGAAGCUACUGGCUUUUGGGGCGCUGCUGGCUCUAGCAAAGGCUGAGGAGGAGGAGUCAAGCCCAGUGGCGAUUGCCAUCUCGGUGAUGCUUAUGGGUAGCAUCGGCUUUCAAAUGCUCAUGUUCUACCUGGUGAAUUGGCCGGACCGGGACAUUCAGAGAUACUCCUGGCAGGUGAUCAGCCAGACCAUCUCCAUCUUCUGCGCGGUGCUCUUAUUCCAGGGCUGCAACGGCCUUGUGGAGGAGAACCUCAUCAAAGGCAGCGCGCCCGUGGUAGAGGUGGCCAUCGACAUGUUCCAGAUGUUCUUUUGGCUCAGCUGCAUGCAGCUGGUUUUGGCUAUCACCAGCGGAGCUCUCAACGAGCUUGUGGGUGUGGACACUGACAUGGAAAAGGUGGAGCUGAAUUUGAAGAGUUGGUCGGUGCUCUUCAGCCACGUGGCGGGCUUCGCCACCAUCAACGCCUAUGGCUCGCUGCAGCAG